This is a messenger RNA of Exophiala spinifera, 1488 nucleotides long. RefSeq lists its product as uncharacterized. Gene Ontology annotation, cellular component: membrane. Bases 1 to 1488 code for a protein of 495 amino acids. Gene Ontology annotation, molecular function: transmembrane transporter activity. NCBI's taxonomy places the organism in Eukaryota, Fungi, Ascomycota, Eurotiomycetes, Chaetothyriales, Herpotrichiellaceae. The record is from RefSeq and is a predicted model, not a curated record. Gene Ontology annotation, biological process: transmembrane transport. The transcript has a single exon.
AUGCCCGAGCUGAAGGAAAAGAAAUCAACCGACGGCCCAGAGGAAGCCCUCGCCACGGGCGGUCAGGAGAUCGCGAUAACCCUGGACGGAGAGAUUGUCAAUGCGUCCGGUCACAUCGACCAGCUGAACCGUCAGUACGGUCUCCUGAGCAUAUGUGGUCUUGCCCUGACCGUCGACAAUGCUUGGGUGGCCUUGGGGACAUCUCUCGCGGUCUCGAUCUACAACGGCGGCGCCCCUGGCGUUAUCUGGGAGCUAUGGGUCGCAGCGUUUUACUACAGCUUCAUCAACGCAUCAAUCGCCGAGUUCGCCUCCUCCGUGCCUUCUUCAGGAGGAGUAUAUCACUGGGCUACCAUCACCGCGGGCCCCAAAUGGGGCCGCCCCGUUGGUUUUUUCGCGGGCUCACUGAAUUAUUUCGGAUGGCUCUUUGAUCUGGCCUCCAUAGCAUACAUCAUGUCGGAACUGUGUGUGCAGAUGUACUUCCUCUACCACCCCGACUAUGUCAUCCAGCCUUGGAAUCUCUUUGUCGGCUUGUUAUGCAUCAUCGUCCUGUGCCUGGCAGUCACGAUAUUCUUCAACGGCGCCUUGGCCUAUCUCCAACAUUUCGGCCUGUUCAUCGUCACGGUGGGUGGCAUCAUCACAAUCAUUGUUCUAGCCUCCAUGCCGUCGCAACAUGCAUCGACGAGCUUCGUCUGGACGGAUUUCGAAAACAAUACAGGCUGGAGCGGCGGAGUAGCGUUCCUGACCGGCGUCCUCAACGGCGCUUUUACCAUUGGAACCCCCGACGCCGUCACACACAUGGCCGAAGAACUCCCCAACCCAAAACGCGACUUACCAAAAGCCAUCUUUGCUCAAAUCGGCCUCGGAUUCCUGUACGCUUGGUGCUUUGCCAUAGCCCUGUUCUAUGGCGUCAACGACCUCACCGCGGUCCAGAACAGCAAUGGUUCAUUCCCACUGGCCCAAGCUUACUCUCAAGCGACGGGCAGCCGCGCCGCAACAUUCGGCCUGCUCUUCAUCAUCUUUCUUUCGCUGGUACCUUGCUUGAUCGGAACAUUCUUGACCGUCGGACGAACGUGGUGGGCGCUCGCGCGAGACAACGCAACACCGUUCUCGGGUUUCUUCUCCCACGUCAAUGAACGACUCAGCUGCCCCGUCGAAGCCACCCUGCUCACUGGAGUCUUGACCAUCGGAUUGUGCGCCAUCACCCUGGGAAGCAAGACCGCCUUCAACGACUUGGCAGGCUCCUUCGUCGUGCUGAGCAGCGUAUCGUACGCGGUCACCAUCCUGCCAAACAUCAUCACCCGCAGGAAAUACAUGCCCGUCGGGCCCUUCCAUCUCGGCAUGGCCGGAUACAUAAUCAACGGCCUAGCCGUCCUCUUCAUCAUCCUCUUUGACAUAUUCUUCUGCUUUCCGGUAAAGUCUCCUCCUCCUCGAUAUGCCAAACCUCCAUGCCCUCCUCCCCCUCCCAAAAACACACCAUACAGCCUAUAA